CACAGCGAGUUCACGUGACCAGGGAGCCCUUUUGACCCGUUCUCUCGCGAGACGUGACGCGGCUCUUCGCGAGAUCACGUCUGCAGCAGCAAAUCGGCUCCUGAAGACAAUCUACUCGUUUCUGCGGCGGGCCAUGGAGGUGUCGUCCCACAGCCUCUUCCUGCUGCAGCAGCUCAACGUGCAGAGAGAGUUCGGCUUCCUGUGCGAUUGCACCGUUGCCAUCGGUAACGUCUACUUCAAGGCCCACCGGGCCGUUCUGGCCGCCUUCUCCAACUACUUCAAGAUGAUCUUCAUCCACCAGUCCAGUGAAUGUAUAAAGAUCCAGCCCACCGACAUCCAGCCGGACGUCUUCAGCUACCUGCUGCACAUCAUGUACACCGGGAUGUGUCCCAAGCAGCCGGUGGACCAGAGCCGGCUGCAGGACGGCAUCAAGUUCCUGCACGCCUACCAGCUGUGCCGCAAGCCGGGCGACGCCGCCGCCGAUGCCGCCGCCGACGGCGUCCGCAUGUCCAACCUGUACGGCAUCCAGAUCUCCUCCCAGCUGGCCAGCAAAGACACGCCGGGCGUCCACAAGGCCGCCGCGGCGUCCCGGGCGGCCCCCGAGCCGCGGUCCCAGCUGUCCCUUGCCGUGGGACUGGACGCCGUCCCACAGGACCACCAGCAGGCGGCGCUGCGCAACAUCUGCUCCGUGACGUCGGCGGACGACUCGGACGUCUCCAGCCGCAUCAAGCAGGAGCGGGUGGAGGAGGAGGACGGCGAGGCGGAGGAUGGAGGCCCGCAGGGCGGCAGCCCGCUGUUCAAAGGGCGCCCCCUGCUGCUGCAGUGCCCGCGCUGCGGGGAGCGCUGCUCCUCGCCGGAGGACCUGCGGGAGCACCUGUUCAGCCACGCCCUAGACCCCGCACGCCUCAUGGACGGGCUCCCGCCGCUGCCGGGCGCCGACGAGCCGCUGCAGGGCGCUGCCGAGCCGCUGGACGCCGGCUGCCUGGAGGAGGCGCUGCGGCAGAGUCAGGUGCUUGCCAACCAGCUGGCGGCGGAGCUGAGGCGGAGCCGCGGCGACGGCGACGGCGGCACAAGCCCCGCCCCCACCGUGCUCCAUUCCCGCAAGCGGAAGAUCGCCUGCGCCGUCUGCAGCCUGCGCUUCUCCCACAAGAGCCAGCUGCAGGAACACAUGUACAGCCACACCGGCAAGCCGGGCCGCUUCCACCGCUACAACCGCCUCUGCAGCCAGCUCUUCCAGGGCUCCGCCCACUUCUGCGACGCCGCCGCCGUGGGCGGCGAGCCGGGCGGUGGAGGCGGGGCCUCGGCCGCGCUCUGCGAGGACGCCAACCGGGACACGCAGGACAACGGCAGCUCCUGCUACUCACUGGACUCCGAGGUGUCCCAGGAGAGCGUGGACGGCGUUCCCGUCGAGUGAUGAUGAUGAUGUCAUCGUUGGGGACUGUGUACCUGUGCAGGUGUGUGUGUGUGUGUGUGAGUAAGCCAGUCAUUCUCUCAGUUUCUCUCUGGUUUGUGUUGAACUUUGAGGAAUGCUCUAGCUGAUGAUGAUGAUGAUGCUGCUGAUGAUGAUGAUGAUUACGUCAUCCUCAUCUCGGUAGAACGUCCGGUUGUGAGGAAGAGGAUGCUGGGCCGCAGCUCUUCAUCAGCAGACAGCCGUGCCUUGAUGACCGAAGGCCGCCUGGCAGCUCCAAGCUUCGUGACAAUCUGCAGCUUUUUGACCAAUCAGCUCCUGGAUCUGGAGCGGAGUGCUGGUGGAAAGAAAGUACACCCCGCACACUGACACACUGACUUCAUCUUGUUGUUUACGCUGCAAUGCAUCCUGGGUAGAUGAUAUAUGCUGCGCUAGCUGCCAUGAAGCUAGCUCCAACCAGACAGAACAGAAACACGGAAUAAUGUUCAAGCUCUUCAAUUUGAACUUUAGCAUUAGCUUUAGCUAAUGGUAUUAGCUCUAGUUACUGAUGUUAACUGUGGCUAAUGUUGCUAUCUCUAGCUAAUGGUGUUAAAUCUAGCUAGCAACAUUAGCCACAACCAUUAGCUAUAACUAAUGGUUUUGGCUCUAGGUAAAAACAAGAGUCAAAACCUAAACUAUGAAUAUUAGCUUUAGCUAAGCUCUCUUCCUGAGCUUCUUAUGUUUUGUUUAUAGGCUAACGUUCCCUGUAACCGACACAAACAACAUAAGAAAAUUAGAACAUAUUUAGUCCAACUAGUCAUGGAUCCAUUUAAGCAUUUUUCUCGUUUUCUGGUGGUUUCAGCAUCUCAGAAUGGAUCCAAAUCAGCCCCAGAUUUUCACAACCUGAGGCUGUGUUGCUGCUCUUUAACCUGAGAAGGGUUCAAAGGUCAAACUGUCUGAAGUUCAAAGGUCAAACCUUCUGAGGUCCAUCAUCCUCCAGAGAGGAAAACAUGUCAGAGAUCUUCCUGUUAGUGAACGUUCUAUCAAAUUCAGGCUGAAAUCAGAGAAAUGGUCUGUUAAAGGCCUCAUUCACAAGAAAAGGUUAAAGGUCAUGACCCAGAGCCAGGUUGGAACACAGCUGACCUUUUUCCUGACUGUAAACACAGUGGUGGAGGGGUCAUGAUGCGGGCUUGUUUUGCAUAAACUUCUCUGUAUCCUGAAGGUUUUUGAGGAAGUUUGGCCCAAACCGAGUCGUCAACGGAAACAAGAAUGAAGGUGUUUCAGUGGCCUAGUCAAAGUCCAGAGAGCUGAUUGGAUUGGACAGAUUUCAAGGCAUAGAUUUUAUGGGGUGUACUUACUUUUCACCAGAGUUAAAUCAGUCAGAUGUUUACAGGCUCAUGACGAUGUUUUAUUUUCUGGUAUUUUUGAAAGUUUGCAGCCUGGGAUCAGUUUCUGUUUCAGAGAUCUGAUUGGAGGAGAGCAGAGUCAGAAUCGAUCAGGUGUGUUAAUUCAUAAUCAAUAAUCCCGUUCAGAUUAGCUGUAAAAUCAGAAAAACAUCCAAAAUGCUCCUUUAAAGCUCUUUGCUGCUGCUGGGGUCAGAGGUCACAUGACCAGGAUGCUCCAGUCAUGGCCACUGAACGCGUGACUGUCGUCUUUCUCUCCGUGUGUCACCAUAACAACAAGAAGUUCAGUGUCGACGUGUUUUUGUACACGUUUUGUUUUUCAUCGAUGGAAAUGUUUUGUAAAUAAAUGUCCUUUUUCCACCAA
Messenger RNA from Xiphophorus hellerii (green swordtail), 3154 nucleotides. RefSeq names its product zinc finger and BTB domain containing 25 (gene zbtb25). Gene Ontology annotation, cellular component: nucleus. The coding region runs from base 134 to 1414 and encodes 426 amino acids. The record is from RefSeq and is a predicted model, not a curated record. Lineage: Eukaryota; Metazoa; Chordata; Actinopteri; Cyprinodontiformes; Poeciliidae. Gene Ontology annotation, biological process: regulation of transcription by RNA polymerase II. Gene Ontology annotation, molecular function: DNA-binding transcription factor activity, RNA polymerase II-specific; protein binding. The transcript has 3 exons.